Echinostoma caproni is the source of this 810-nucleotide messenger RNA. The record is from the annotation of a GenBank genome assembly. NCBI's taxonomy places the organism in Eukaryota, Metazoa, Platyhelminthes, Trematoda, Plagiorchiida, Echinostomatidae.
AUGAUCUGCACCCUGUCCCCGAAUCAGAUUGGCUUUAGCCUAAGGAAAUUGGCUUUUCCUAACCGUUCCACGGAAGAAUCAUCGAUACAACGAGAUACAGGUGGAAGUUACAGGAAAGCCCAAUCGGCUCAAGUGAUUACUUUUAUGUACUAUCUCUCAUUGAUUGAUGAUAAUAUUUCGGCUAUAGAGCACUUGAGUCUUCCAUUUGAUUUGGCAAUUGGUCCACAUCAACUUCGGCACGCAUGUCAUUUGGCCUAUCGACACCCGCGACUGAAAUUGGUUUUGAAUCACUGUGGUCUCCCAGUCUAUUACACUGCAGCCCACGGAGUGAACAACCUGGCUUUCUCCUCGUGGCGCCAAGAUUUGGAAUUUCUGAGCCGAUAUCCUAAUGUGAGUUGCAAGGUGACUGGAGCUACUGGAAUGGCGACAAACUCGAAUGAUUGGUGCGCGCUUUCAUCCCUCUCACACGCAGUCAGCUGUUUUGGUUCCGAUCGAUGCAUUUUUGGAUCCGGUUGGCCACUUUGUCGCUUGAUCGAACCCACACAAACCGGUUGGGCGGAUCAGGCAAUUAUGGCCAAGUCCUUGGACACGGGCGAGGUUCCUGGUGAAAUUGCCGUGAAACGAGCGCGUCGCGGGGUCCCACUGUCCGUGCUUAACAUGUGGGAAUCUGCUCGAUUGGUCGAGUAUGCAAUGGGUGACGCAGGGUACGGUUCGAUCGAAGACAAGAAUAAAGUGUUCUCACUCAAUGCUCAGUCCAUCUAUAGUCUAACUAUUCGACCAUAUGGUUCCUGCCCCAAAACAUUGCGUUAA